UUUCCAAAGCUGAGAUCUACAACCUCCGUCCAGAAGACAUUUACCUGGUUCAUGACGACCUGGACAAGGCCCUGGGCAAGGUGGCGAUCAAGCUGGGAGGCAGCGCAAGGGGACACAAUGGGGUCCGAUCCUGCAUCAGUGCUCUGCACUCCAACGAGAUGACCCGGCUCAGGGUCGGCAUCGGGCGGCCGGAGGGUGAUGUGACAGUGUCCAGCUACGUCCUGUCUCCGUUCAGCACCGAGGAGCAGGAGAGGCUGGAGCAGGUCCUGGCCCAGGCAGUGAUGUUCCUGCUGGAGCACAUCCUGUGUAGGAGGACACCCACAGGGGAGCCGGGGGACAGGGGCUGA
Phaethon lepturus (White-tailed tropicbird) is the source of this 347-nucleotide messenger RNA. It is a transcript of the gene PTRH1, whose product is annotated as peptidyl-tRNA hydrolase 1 homolog (S. cerevisiae). Gene Ontology annotation, molecular function: peptidyl-tRNA hydrolase activity. The annotation marks the transcript as partial. NCBI's taxonomy places the organism in Eukaryota, Metazoa, Chordata, Aves, Phaethontiformes, Phaethontidae. The transcript is spliced from 3 exons. The record is from RefSeq and is a predicted model, not a curated record.